Molecule: messenger RNA, 1467 nt
Organism: Syzygium oleosum
Lineage: Eukaryota; Viridiplantae; Streptophyta; Magnoliopsida; Myrtales; Myrtaceae
Exons: 2
Coding region: 310-1083 (257 amino acids)
Source: RefSeq, a predicted model, not a curated record
ACUUAGAGGAAAUAUUGAGGAAAUAUGUUUAUAUAGGCCUCUUGCUCAAGCCACUUGCUUCUUCUUCUCCUCUGACAGCAAAGAGACAAUUCCCUUCUCUUUUCAUUCAGAGAAUUAAGAAACCUGAGACUCUGGUCUGGUUUAAGAAUGUUCUUAGAUCCCGUGACAUCUUCAAGCUUUUGAGAAGUGUCUCCUCUACCAAGUCCCAUUUGCUCCAAACUUCCUCUCACACUCAACAUUCUUGAAAAAUCUCAAAAUUUCCUUAACCAACAACAUCUUCUGAUUCUUCCGGCUUUCUGCAGUCAAGGGAUGUGCUCGGAAAUAAGUAGUCCUCCUCGUAUGUCAUUUUCAUAUGAUGCAGGACCAAGAGAUAUCACAACUAUGGAAUCCAUCAAGGCUGAAUCAGGUUCCUUCUGCCUUUCGGACAGGAACUCCGAUUUCGAGUUCAGCAUCUGCCAAAGCUUUGACUAUGAAUCUUCUUCGGCUGACGAGCUUUUCGCGAAUGGCAUGAUUCUUCCGGUCCAGAUUCAGCAGAGGAACAACACCGCUACUCCAAAUCGUACUUCAAAAAAUGAAGGUGAAGCACAUCCUUCUUCUUUACUUCGUCCAAUCCCUUAUCCUCCAAGUGAUGUCACCAAAAAGAAUGCAAGCAUAAAGGAGAUCGCAGUGUCAAGCUUGGACUCAGAGGAAAAGCCCAUCUCCAAGUCUUUUUGGGGGUUCAGGAGGAGUUCAAGUCUCAACUCAGAAGGUGUCCAAAAGAAGAGCUUGAUUUGCUCAUUCCCACUUUUGUCGAGAAGCAAUUCAACUGGUUCGGCUCCGAAUCCCAAAAAAGCACCACAGAAGCAACCAUCUAUUACAUUGCGAAAAUCGUCGUCAACAUCAUCGUCUUCUUCAAGUAAUGUGAAUUCAAGGCCUCAAAAGCCUCCGUUGAAGAAGAACAGCCACGGAACUUACAACGGGCACAGGGUUAGAGUUAGUCCAGUAUUGAACGUGCCAACUCCUUCCAUUUCGAAAGGGACGGCUAAUUUCCUAGGUUUGGGUUCGUUUCUGGGGAAUGGAAAGGAUAAGAAGAUUAGGAGAUGAUUUUGUUGACUGUGAUCAGAACAAAACCAGAGACCAGAAACAAGAAAGAACAGGAAUAACAAGAAGGAUCAUAGAUGAGCUAAUGAAGAGAUAGAGAGAGAGAGAGAGAGAGAGAGAGAGAGAGAGAGAGAGAGAGAGAGAGAGAUGAAAAUAGAGACAACAUAGAAUCUUGGAAUGUUGAUAUCUAAGGAAUUGUCAUCCCCUUGUUUCAGGGCUGUCUGCUGUCCUUUUGGCUUUCUGAUUUCUCUUCAUUCCAUGGCUCUUUCAAUUUUUUUUCCUUUAUUUUUGGGCGUUUGUGUUUAUUUUAAAAGGUGCUUUUGGACUUUGGUUUGUGAUUGAAGAUACUUUGUUUAUUUAAUCACUAUGGAUCUUUCUUUAUGAGAA